This is a messenger RNA of Adineta steineri, 6062 nucleotides long. Lineage: Eukaryota; Metazoa; Rotifera; Eurotatoria; Adinetida; Adinetidae. The record is from the annotation of a GenBank genome assembly.
AUGUCUGUGCGCGAACUUUUUUUUCUAUUUGGAUGGCUUAUUACGAAUACUUAUGGUGAAAGUUUAAGACCACCUUAUUUAAAUCUUGCUCGGGAAAAACAUAUAACUGUAGCAGCAACAUCAACAUGUGGAGAAUUUAUUGAUAAACAAAAUCGAAAUAAAACAAAAUAUAAAAAAGAAUUAUAUUGUAAAUUAACUGGUUCAUCACCUUAUGAAAAAGAUUAUAAGGAUUCAAAUUUAAUCUAUGGACAAUAUUGUGAUUAUUGUGAUCCAAGUGUACCAGAUAAAAAACAUAUUGUUAAUUAUACAAUUGAUGGAACAGAUCGAUGGUGGCAGUCACCACCAUUAUCACGCGGUCUUGAAUAUCAAAAAGUGAAUAUAACAGUAGAUCUUGGUCAAGAAUAUCAUAUAGCAUAUAUAUAUAUUCGUAUGUCAAAUUCACCUCGACCAGCUGUGUGGUCAUUGGAACGAUCAACUGAUUAUGGAAAGACAUUUUCAACAUGGUACUAUUUUGCUAGUGAUGUUGAAUGUCGUACAGUAUUUGGAGUGCAACCAUUCGUCAAUCGUUCAUUUACACGAGAUGAUGAUGUUGUUUGUGAAACAAAAUAUGCCAGUCGUAUACCAUUAGAAGGAGGUGAAAUGGUCAUAUCAUUAAUUAAUGAUCGACCAAAUAGUAAAAACUUCUCCUAUAGCGAUACUUUACAACAAUGGACACGUGCAACAAAUGUUCGUUUAAGAUUACUUCGACCAACAACAUUACAUUCUCAUUCAAUUAUUCAUGAUAGUCAUGAUAAAUCAGUAACAAGAAGAUAUUUUUAUUCCAUCAGAGAUAUUGGUAUCGGUGGACAUUGUCAAUGCAAUGGUCAUGCUGAAUCAUGUGAUAAACCUCAUUCAAAAAGUCCAAAUAAAAUGGUUUGUCGUUGUCGACAUAAUACAUGUGGUGAUUAUUGUCAAGAAUGUUGUGAACCAUUUGUACAAAAAAAAUGGCGUCAAUCACGUGAUGCUGAUGCAUUUGAAUGUGAACCAUGUCAAUGUUAUGGUCAUUCAAGUGAAUGUGUUUAUGAUGAAAAAAUUGCUGAAGAAAAAUUAAGUAUUGAUAUACAUGGAAAAUAUGAAGGUGGUGGACGUUGUCUUAAUUGUCAACAUCAUACAGAAGGUAUCAAUUGUGAACGAUGUGUACGUGGAUAUUUUCGAAAUUUUACACGGAAAGUUAGUGAUGUUGAUAUGUGUCAAUCAUGUAAAUGUAAUUUAAAAGUUUCAACGGGUACUUGUGCAGAAGGCACAGGUAAAUGUGAAUGUAAACCACAAUUUGCUGGAUUAGAAUGUGAUGAGUGUGCAGUUGGAUAUUUUGAUUUUGCUGCUGGAUGUAAACCAUGUUUAUGUUCAAUUAAUGGUACAGCUGAUCAUAAAUGUUUACCAGAUUCUGGUCGUUGUGUAUGCAAAAUGAAUUUUGAUGGAGAUUAUUGUGAUCGUUGUGCACCAGGAUAUUAUAAUUUUAAAGCUGGCUGUCUUCCAUGUGAAUGUGAACGUGCUGGUAGUGAUGGAAAUAUUUGUGAUACUGAAACUGGACAAUGUCCAUGUCGAUUAAAUUAUCAAAAUCGAACAUGUGAUACAUGUAAAAAUGGUCAUUAUGGUUACCCAGGUUGUUUACCAUGUGUAUGCAAUCAUAAUGGUUCAACACCGGAAGUAUGUAAUAAAGAUACAGGUGCUUGUUUAUGUAAAGCAAAUUUUACUGGACAUACCUGUGAACAAUGUGCAGCUGGAUUCUUCAAUCAUCCAACAUGUGAACCAUGUGCUUGUGAUUUAACUGGAGUUAUAUAUGAUGCAUGUGAUCAACGUGGUCAAUGUCAUUGUAAGGCAAAUUUUGGUGGACGACAAUGUAAUCAAUGUGCACCUGGUUAUUUUCGUUAUCCGGAUUGUGUUCCAUGUUCAUGUGAUAUGCAUGGAUCAUUAGGUUUAAGUUGUGAUCAAACGACAGGACAGUGUGUAUGUAAAAGUAAUUUUAUUGGUGAAAAAUGUCAAGAAUGUGCACCGGGAUUAUUUAAUUUUCCAUAUUGUGAAGAAUGUAAAUGUGUUCCAGCUGGUGUACGAAAUGAUUUUCCUGGUUGUGGUCGACAUAAUAUUCCAGGUGUUUUAUGUUUAUGUAAACAAAAUGUUGAAGGAAGACAAUGUGAUCGUUGUAAAGAAGGUUUUUGGAAUAUGAAAACAUCAAAUCCACUUGGAUGUGAAUCAUGUGAUUGCUCUGAUUCGGGUACAAUAGCUCAUUUAAAUACUUGUGAUUCAACAACAGGUCAAUGUCCAUGUAAAUUAACUACACAAAAUUCGACUGUACGUUGUGAUGUAUGUGCUGAUGGUUAUUAUUCAUUAGCACGUAAUAAUGUUUUUGGUUGUGAACCAUGUCGAUGUUCACUUGGUGGUUCAUUACAUAGUAUAUGUGAUAAACAAACAGGACAAUGUGUUUGUCGCCCAUCGAUUGUUGGUCGUGAAUGUAAUCAACCAGCAUUAGGACAUUUUUUUCCAAGUUUACAUCAUUUACAAUAUGAACUUGAAGAUGGUUUAACAGUAAAACAUCAAACACCUGUUCGUUAUGAAUUUGAUUCAAGUGAUUUUGAAAAUUUUUCAUGGAAAGGUUAUGUUAGAUAUUCAUCAUUGCAAUCCGAAGUACAAUUACAUAUACAAUUAAUUAAACCAACUGCUUAUCGACUUUUAAUCCGUUACAAAACAUAUAAUAAAACAUCAAUGGAUAGUAAUAAUUUAGAUUAUAAAUUACCACAAAUAAAUGUAAAUUUUGCAUCAAUACGAGAAACAGGUACAGCAGCACCACAAACAUUUGAUAUUGAUCUACCACAAUCUGAUCGUCAAGCAACAUUUGCUACGGCUAGUACACUUUUAACAAGUGAUGCUGCACCCUACAAUGAAUAUUUAUUAACAUUAAAAACAACAGAUCCAGUUUUAAUUGAUUAUAUUGUUUUUGUUCCUAUUGAUUAUAUUGAAGCUCAAGCACUUCAACAAACUGAUGCAUUUGCAUAUGGUCGUCCAUGUGAAUUAGAUGAUGAAGAAGAAUGUUAUCAAUAUACUUAUCCAUUAUUAAAUGGUAUGUCAAGUAUAAGUCAUCCAUCAUCAGGUUCAACACCAAAUGGUAUUGUUAUUGAUUCUAAUCUUCUUGAAGAAUUAUCAAUUGAUUCAUUAACAACUAUUGAACGUGGUCGUGAUUAUCGUUAUGAUUGGAUUAUAUCAAAACCAGGUCAAUAUUAUCUGCUUGUUGAUUAUCAUACUAUUGAUGCUGGAACAUCCUAUGCUCGAGUUCAAACAAUUGAUGGAGAUAUGAUGCCUGGAUCAUUAGUAUUAACUGAAUGUCCAUAUACAUUUGUAUGUCGACAAAUGGUAACUACAUUAAGUAAUGGUGGUAAUCAACGUAUAAGUAAACCAAAAUUAAUGACUGUUACUGAUACGCGACGUGCAACAGUUAUAUUAAAUGUUGUUCAACAAUCUGAUCGAAGUAGUCCAAUUGGUAUACAAAAAAUAACUGCUGUACCUAUGAAUCAAUUUAAUUAUGAUCUUCUUCGACCACAAUUUAUAUGUGUACGUGGUACAUCAGAUGAUGGUCCACAUGGUUUACCAAUAUGUAGUGAUUCAAAUAAACCAUUAGGUAGUUCAUUAACAGCACCAGUUCAAAUUUUUCAAGCUGAAGAUUAUUAUAAUGAACAUUUAAAAACAACGAAUUUUCCAAAUGCACCAGAAAAUACUGCUGUUGUUCCAUUGAGCUUUUCUACACCAAAUAUCUAUGUUUAUGGACGUUUAACUGAUGUUUAUACUAAAACAGAAAAUUAUCCAGCUUUAUUUCAAUUUCAUAUUCAUUAUUUUCAAUCAAAAUCCUAUUCAAUAUCGGAUACAAUUCCAUUAACUGUUAUUUUCUAUAGUCGUACAGGCGAUAGUCAAAUUGGUGAAAUAAAUGCACCAAUAUGUCAACGAUUUACACAAGGUGGUUGUUCACAAAUAGUUACACUUCAAAAUGGUUCAACAGCUAUAAGACUUGAUGAACCAGAAUUUACUGCUUAUUUAGCAUUAACAAAUCCAAAUACAUCACUACUUAUUGAUUAUAUUACAGCUCAAAAAAUUGAACCAAAUGCAGAAAAAGUUGUAACACCAGUAUUAACUACAGCUGAUGCUGAUCGUGCAUCAAAAUUUGUUCAAGAUUGUAUAACAAAAUCAGCACCUAAUUAUGAUCCUAAAAUUCAACAAGCAAGUUCAUUUUGUCGUCAAGCACUUUAUUCUUUAUCGGCAACAUUUAAUGAUCAAGCAUCUCAAUGUUUAUGUGAUGUACGUGGUUCAGUAAAUCCAAAUGGACAAUGUGAACCUUAUGGUGGACAAUGUUCUUGUAAACCUAAUGUUAUUGGUCGACGAUGUGAUCGUUGUCGAACAGGAUAUUGGGGUUUUCCAAAUUGUCGACAAUGUACAUGUCCAACAAAGAUAUGUAAUGAAUUAACAGGUGAUUGUAUUUGUCCACCAAGAGUUACAGGACGUUAUUGUGAUCAAUGUGCACCACGAACAUAUGGUUUUGAUCCAUUAAUUGGUUGUGAAGAUUGUCAAUGUCGAAUUGAAGGUGUUAUUAAUGGACGUCUUGAUUGUGAUCUUCGAACAGGUCAAUGUCCAUGUCGUGAAAAUAUUGGUUCACGAACAUGUGAUCGCUGUGCUCCAGGUCAUUAUGAUUAUCCACGUUGUAUGAAAUGUGAUUGUGAUACAGCUGGUACACUUGAACCCAUAUGUGAUACAUAUACAGGUACUUGUUUAUGUAAAGAAAAUGUUUAUGGUCCACGAUGUGAUCGAUGUACGGAUAGUACAUUUGCUUUAUUAUCUGAUAAUCCAAAAGGUUGUACAAAUUGUUAUUGUUUUGGUUCAACAACACAAUGUCAUUCAGGUUUAUUUAAUUAUCGUUUUAUUCGUAAUAUGUCUGAUUGGUCAUUAACACGAUCUGAUGUACGUUAUGAUCGACGUGAAACACGUUUAACAAUGUUUAUGAAUUAUGAUAAUAAUGAUCAAUCAGCAAUAUAUUGGUCAGCACCAAGACAUUAUUUAGGAAACAAAAUUCUUUCCUAUGGAGGAAAUUUAACAUUUAAAUUAAGUUAUACAUCAACAACAAAUAAUUAUAAUCAAAUAUUAAAUAAACAUCCAUUAGUUAUACUUCGUGGACGUGAUUUAACAAUUGUUCAUUAUUAUACACGACCAAUAGAAGCAAAUCGUCCUGAAGAAGAUAUAUCAAUUACAUUGAAAGAAGCUAAUUUUCGUUUUCAAACACGUUCAUCAACGGCUGUUACACGUGAUACAUUUUUACAAACACUUAGUAAUAUAUCAAGUUUACAUAUUCUUGCAUGGCCAUAUUCAGUUGAUUCAACAUCAAGUUCAAUUGUUGCUGUUCAAUUACAACAAGCUGAUUUAAAAUCAGUCAAUAAUAUAUCACCACAACGUCCAUUAGCACGUAAUAUUGAAGUAUGUUCAUGUCCACCAAAUUAUGCUGGUACAUCAUGUGAAACAUGUGCACGAGGUUAUUUUAAACAAUAUAGUGGAACAAAUGGUGCACAUAGUUAUACAUGUGUACCAUGUCAAUGUAAUGGACAAAGUGAUAUAUGUGAUGUUGAAACUGGUCAUUGUUUAUCAUGUCAAAAUCAUACAAUGGGAACAUAUUGUGAAACUUGUAUACCAGGUUAUAAUGGAGAUCCCGUACGAAAUAUUUCAUGUCGUAUUUGUUCAUGUCCAUUACCAAUGGAAUCAAAUAAUUUUGCAUCAACAUGUGAAAUGAAUGUAACAACAGGUGAUACUACAAGAUGUUUUUGUCAACAAGGUUAUUAUGGUGAUAGAUGUCAAUCAUGUUAUCCAGCAUUUUGGGGUGAACCAAGUAAAGUUGGUGGUCGAUGUUUACCAUGUGAAUGUAAUUCAAAUAUUGAUCCAUAUGAUUGGAAUGCUUGUGAUCAACAAACAGGACGAUGUGUUAAUUGUCUAAAUAAUACAGCUGGACAUUCAUGUGAACGUUGUCGAGAUUGGUUUUAUGGUGAUGCUAUUCGAAC